AUGCAAAUAAAACAUUGAUUAUCUAAAUAUCAAUUAAAUUUGGUGAGUUACAGAAUCAGACUGCAACAUUAUCUUUGACCGGUUAAUUAAAGAAUUGAAUAAAUAAAUAAGCAUUACUACUAUGGCAACGUAUAAACAGACGGUUAAAAAGACCCGCCUUUUUCUCUUUUCAAGUUGCGUUCCAAUCUCUGUAAUAGGAUCAGAACAUUGCAAUUGAGCAUCUGACUCACUCACUGAUUCUCUUUUCAGAACCCUAAUUAUGCACCUCUAACUCUUCCUACUUCAGAUGUAUUAUCUGUCUCUCUCUCUCUGUUUUUCUUUUGCGUGUAUUGAUUUGAGUUUUUGUUAGAUUUUAAAUUUUUGAUUUGCAUUGGAAUUCAUUUCUUCGUUUUAUAGAGCUGUUGUAUUUAUUUCUGUUAGUUCAAUCUGCAAAAUUUAUGAUCUGAGAAGAAAAGGAAGGUUUUUAUUGAUCGAUUGAUUGAAUUAUGGCUUCUCCUAUGCCUAGAGGGCCACCUAAUAAUAGACCUGGCUAUAAUAAUCAACAAACACCACCACCAUCACCACCUAAUCACAAUCCCAAUUCUAAGUCAUUAGCUGAUAAUGUGCGUAAUUUGAGUCUAAAUCGGCCUUCUUCCUUGCCUAGGCCUCCCCCCUUCGCCCAACCACCGCCUCUUUUUUCACCGACUGGACCUGUACCUCUUUCACCCCAGCCAAUGCCUCACUUUGGCCCCCCAUCACCUGGUGCACUUUCGAGACAUACAAUGCGUCCCUCACCACCCCCAUCACCUGGUCCACAUGCCAGACCUGUUUUCUCUCCCUCACCACCCCCAUCGCCGGGUCCAUAUGCCAGACUUGCAGUCUCUCCCUCACCACCGCCAUCACCUGGUCUACUUGCAAGACCUACAGUACCUUCCUCACCAUCCACAUCACCUGGUCCACAUGCAAGACCUGCAGUGCUUCCCUCACCACCCCCAUCACCUACAUUGCCUCCAAAUGUUGCCCUGGGAAGGCCUUCUGCUCCUGUUAUUAGUCAGCCUCAGCCACCUUCUUCCUUUGGGUCUAGGCCACCAUCACCUUCUGGUUCUUUGCCCGUGGGCAGUCCAGUGGUUGUUCCUCCUUCGAGUGGUUCAGCUGUUCUACCUACGCCAGGUCCGCCGAGUCAUUUUGCUUCAUCUCGGCCUUUGAGCGUCGGUCCAUCUUUAGCUUCUUUUACCAAUCCAAUGAAUAAUGACCCACCAUUCACUUCAGCUCCCAGAUUUUAUCCACCUGGUAGUGCUAGACAGCCAGUCAUGGGAUCUCUACCGCCUACAGGUUUAGCUUAUACCCCUCAGCCUCCAAGUAUGGGAUCUUUUCUGGGUGGUUCAGCGAUUGAUGUUUCAUCAGCUCCUCCCAUGCAGUUACCUUCUCCUUUCCAAGCUGGAUCCUUGGAGUUCUCAUCCACUCCAGGUCCUCCCUCAGGAGUGCAGACAUGGACGGUGCAACCUCAACAGGUUGCUCCACCUCCGCAGGUGCCUGGUUCUGUGCAGCCGCCAAGAAUGUCUGGAAUGGCUCCACCACUACCCCAUCAAUCUAUGACUACCAUAUCACCUGUGAUGGGUCAAUCUGGAUCCUCUUUGGCAGGGGUGUCAAAGAUUGAUCCCAAUCAAAUUCCAAGACCCAUUCCAAGUUCCGCUUCCGCUAUAGUAGUGCAUGAAACACGUCAGGGGAAUCAGGCUAACUCUCCUCCGGCUGCUACAAGUGAAUAUAUUGUCAAAGACACUGGUAAUUGCAGUCCACGAUACAUGAGGUGUACAAUCAAUCAGAUUCCCUGCACUGUUGAAUUUUUAAAUACAUCAGCAAUGCAAUUUGCUUUGUUGGUCCAACCUUUGGCCCUUCCUCAUCCAGCUGAGGAGCCUGUACAAGUUGUUGAUUUUGGGGAAAGUGGUCCUGUUCGGUGUUCUCGUUGCAAAGGUUACAUAAAUCCUUUAAUGAGGUUCAUUGAUCAGGGAAGGCGGUUUAUCUGCAACUUAUGUGGGUUCUCUGAUGAGACUCCCCAUGACUAUCACUGUCAUCUUGGUCCAGAUGGUCGGCGCAGAGAUGCAGAUGAAAGGCCUGAACUAUGUCGAGGAACGGUUGAAUUUGUCGCUACAAAGGAAUAUAUGGUGCGUGAACCAAUGCCAGCCAUGUAUUUUUUCCUAGUUGAUGUAUCCAUGAACGCCAUUCAGACUGGUGCAGUGGCUGCAGCUUGCAGUGCAAUCAGUCAAGUUGUUUCUGAUCUUCCGGAAGGUCCUCAAACAAUGGUGGGAAUUGCAACAUUUGACUCAACAAUCCACUUUUACAGUUUAAAACGUGCAUUACAGCAGCCAUUGAUGCUUAUCAUACCUGAUGUGGAAGAUGUUUAUACCCCUCUACAAAGUGAUGUUAUUGUUCAGCUUUCUGAGUGUCGCCAACAUUUAGCACUGUUGUUGGAAACCAUCCCAACCAUGUUUCAGAGUACUAAGAUUUCUGAUUCAGCAUUUGGUGCAGCAAUCAUGGCGGCUUUCUUGACCAUGAAGAGCAGUGGAGGGAAGCUUUUGGUAUUUCAAUCAGUUUUGCCAUCACUUGGAAUUGGGUCCCUUUCUUCCAGGGACGCUGAAGGGAGAACUAACAUCUCAUCAGGGGAGAAGGAGGCCAAUAUAUUGUUGCAACCGGCAGACAAAAGUCUUAAAACAAUGGCAAUAGAGUUUGCUGAAGCUCAGGUUUGUGUUGAUGUCUUCCUUACAACUCAAACUUAUGUGGACAUAACUUCAAUCGCUGUCAUUCCAAGAACUACUGGUGGACAGGUCUAUUACUAUUACCCAUUCUCAGCUCUUUCUGACCCUGCCAAGCUUUACAAUGAUCUAAGAUGGAAUAUCACUAGGCCUCAAGGUUUUGAGGCUGUCAUGCGUGUGAGAUGCAGUCAGGGUAUUCAAGUACAAGAGUACUCUGGAAAUUUCUGCAAACGUGUACCAACAGACAUUGAUCUACCUGCGAUUGAUUGUGACAAAACAAUAAUGGUUACCUUGAAGCAUGAUGACAAAUUGCAGGAUGGCUCAGAAUGUGCUUUUCAGUGUGCCCUUCUUUACACCACUAUUUAUGGCCAGAGAAGAAUUCGUGUUAUGAAUUUGUCAUUGCCGUGCACGAACAUGCUCAGUAACUUGUUCCGUACAGCCGACUUGGAUACCCAGUUUGCAUGUUUCUUGAAGCAAGUGGCAAGUAGAAUACGUUCCGACGCAGCAGUAAUUGUCAGGGAGCAAGUGAUGGAAAUGUGUAUCAACGUUCUGCUUUCAUAUCGUAAAUUUUGUGCUACUGUAUCAUCAACUGGGCAACUUAUUCUUCCAGAGGCACUUAAGCUGUUGCCUUUAUACACCCUUGCGUUAAUGAAAAGUUCAGCACUGCGAACUGAUGGGAAAAUAGAUGAUCGAUCUUUCUGGAUAAAUCACAUUUCCUCUCUCUCUACUCCUUUGGCAAUUCCACUUGUUUACCCCAGGAUGGUGCCCAUCCAUGAUAAUUCAAAGGAAAUAGGAGAAUCAACUGUGCCUACUUCUAUCCCUCUUUCCAGUGAACAAAUCAAAGAUGAUGGAAUCUAUCUUCUUGAGAAUGGUGAAGAUGCUUUGAUCUAUGUUGGGAACAUGGUGGAUCCAGAUAUCUUGAAGCAGCUCUUUGGCGUUUCCUUGGCGGAUGAAAUCUCUACACAGUUUGUGCUGCAGAAAUAUGACAACCCACUAUCAGAAAAGCUAAAUGAUAUCAUAAAUGAGUUGCGGCGUCAAAGAUGCUCUUAUCUGCGCUUCAAACUAUGCAAGCAAGGAGAUCCAUUAGGGGCAUUAUUCUACUCGUAUAUGGUAGAAGACAAGAAUGCCGGUGGCCCCUCCUACAUUGAGUUUCUUGUACAUGUCCAUCGUCAAAUCCAAAUCAAAAUGUCAUAAAUUCGGUUCUAUUGGCAAAUAUUUGCUCGUCUUUUAUGUGGGCAUACGGUGGCAUCAUCACAUGGUACGUUAGGGCCUAUUCUGUUGCUCUGUCGAGUUUUUAUAAAUAUUGAGCGGCAUGUACAGCUCCUUCGGAAGAACAACUGGAGAAAAAUCAUAGCAAAGACAUCGGCUUCAUUUUCAACAAGGCGCUUACCAUUUCGAUAGAUUGAUCGAUUUUUUUUUUUGUAGUACUAAGAGGAAUGGAAAUUUUGCUGAGAGAGACUCUAAGUUUAUUGAAUCUUGAUUCUGAAAUAACUUAUGGUGAUAGCACAUAUUUUGUGCAGGAUUGUUACCUAAAUUUUGAUUUUCUUUAUGUACUGCAAAUGGAAUCAAGAGGGGGUUUGAAUGCCUGGUUCAAUUUUCCACUCCAA
This is a messenger RNA of Mercurialis annua (annual mercury), 4336 nucleotides long. Its product is annotated as protein transport protein SEC24 C-like. Gene Ontology annotation, biological process: COPII-coated vesicle cargo loading; intracellular protein transport; endoplasmic reticulum to Golgi vesicle-mediated transport. The record is from RefSeq and is a predicted model, not a curated record. The transcript has 24 exons. The coding region runs from base 486 to 3923 and encodes 1145 amino acids. Lineage: Eukaryota; Viridiplantae; Streptophyta; Magnoliopsida; Malpighiales; Euphorbiaceae. Gene Ontology annotation, cellular component: endoplasmic reticulum exit site; COPII vesicle coat. Gene Ontology annotation, molecular function: SNARE binding; zinc ion binding.